This is a messenger RNA of Loxodonta africana (African savanna elephant), 7362 nucleotides long. It is a transcript of the gene ANKRD44, whose product is annotated as ankyrin repeat domain 44. Lineage: Eukaryota; Metazoa; Chordata; Mammalia; Proboscidea; Elephantidae. The coding region runs from base 189 to 3359 and encodes 1056 amino acids. The transcript has 28 exons. The record is from RefSeq and is a predicted model, not a curated record. Gene Ontology annotation, molecular function: protein binding.
CACCACUAGCCAGUGUCAGCCUCUCGGCGAGAGGAGGCGGUGGCGGAGGAGGAGCAGGGGGAGGGCUGUCAAAUUCGGGAGCCAGAUUUUUUUCCCUUCCCCUGGCAAUCCCUUCCGCUUCCCCGGCUCCUGGCUUGACAUCUCCGGACUGGGGACCUGUAUGUGUGUGCGUGCGGAGGAGCGGAAGAAUGGUAGUGCUCAAACUCACAGACCAGCCACCGCUGGUCCAGGCAAUCUUUAGUGGAGACCUAGAGGAGAUACGGAUGCUCAUCCACAAAACCAAAGAUGUGAAUGCCCUGGAUUCUGAGAAGCGGACCCCGCUUCAUGUGGCCGCGUUUCUGGGAGAUGCAGAGAUCAUUGACCUCCUGAUUCUGUCAGGAGCUCGUGUAAAUGCCAAGGACAACAUGUGGCUGACCCCACUGCACCGGGCUGUUGCCUCCAGAAGUGAAGAGGCGGUGCGACUAUUGAUUAAGCACUCAGCUGAUGUCAAUGCGAGGGACAAGAACUGGCAGACCCCACUCCAUGUGGCAGCAGCCAAUAAGGCUGUCAAGUGUGCCGAAGUGAUCAUUCCCUUGCUGAGCAGCGUCAAUGUCUCCGACCGAGGAGGGCAGACAGCCUUGCACCAUGCGGCUCUGAAUGGCCAUGUGGAGAUGGUCAAUUUACUCUUGUCCAAAGGGGCAAAUAUCAACGCAUUUGACAAGAAGGACCGGCGUGCUCUACAUUGGGCAGCAUAUAUGGGCCACCUGGACGUUGUGGCAUUGCUCAUUAACCAUGGCGCAGAAGUGACAUGUAAGGAUAAGAAGGGUUACACGCCCCUGCACGCCGCAGCCUCCAAUGGACAGAUCAAUGUUGUCAAACACCUCCUGAAUCUGGGGGUGGAGAUUGACGAAAUCAACGUCUAUGGAAAUACUGCCCUUCACAUCGCCUGCUACAAUGGCCAGGAUGCUGUAGUUAAUGAGCUGAUUGACUAUGGUGCUAACGUGAACCAGCCAAACAACAACGGGUUCACCCCUUUGCAUUUUGCUGCUGCCUCCACUCAUGGUGCUUUGUGUCUUGAACUGCUAGUCAACAACGGGGCGGAUGUUAACAUCCAGAGUAAAGAUGGCAAAAGUCCACUGCACAUGACAGCUGUCCAUGGGAGGUUCACACGGUCACAAACCCUCAUUCAGAACGGAGGCGAAAUUGACUGUGUGGAUAAGGACGGCAAUACUCCCCUCCAUGUGGCUGCAAGAUACGGACAUGAGCUUUUGAUUAACACCCUAAUAACCAGCGGAGCCGACACAGCCAAGUGUGGAAUCCAUAGCAUGUUCCCCUUACAUUUAGCAGCCCUAAAUGCUCACUCCGACUGCUGCAGAAAGUUGUUGUCAUCGGGCUUUGAAAUAGACACCCCAGAUAAAUUUGGAAGAACAUGCCUUCACGCUGCUGCUGCAGGAGGUAAUGUGGAUUGUAUAAAACUCUUGCAGAGCAGCGGAGCAGAUUUCCAUAAAAAGGACAAGUGUGGGAGGACCCCUUUGCACUAUGCAGCUGUGAAUUGUCAUUUCCACUGUAUUGAGACAUUAGUGACCACAGGGGCCAAUGUUAAUGAAACAGAUGACUGGGGACGGACAGCUUUGCACUACGCUGCCGCAUCAGACAUGGAUAGAAAUAAGACCAUCUUAGGAAACGCCCAUGAAAAUUCAGAAGAACUUGAAAGAGCCAGGGAGCUGAAGGAAAAGGAAGCAGCAUUAUGUUUAGAGUUUCUGCUUCAGAAUGAUGCAAACCCCUCUAUCCGGGACAAGGAAGGUUACAAUAGCGUACAUUAUGCUGCUGCCUAUGGCCACAGGCAGUGUCUGGAGUUGCUUUUAGAAAGAACUACCAGUGGAUUUGAAGAAUCAGAUUCUGGUGCUACCAAGAGUCCGCUUCACUUGGCUGCCUACAAUGGGCACCAUCAAGCCUUGGAAGUCCUUCUGCAGUCUCUGGUGGACCUGGACAUCAGGGAUGAGAAAGGUCGCACUGCUCUGGACCUGGCUGCCUUUAAGGGACACACAGAAUGUGUGGAAGCACUUAUCAAUCAGGGCGCGUCCAUCUUAGUGAAAGACAAUGUAACCAAAAGAACCCCCCUUCAUGCCUCAGUAAUUAAUGGUCACACACUGUGUUUGCGGCUAUUACUAGAAAUUGCAGACAACCCAGAAGUGGUUGAUGUGAAAGAUGCCAAAGGACAAACCCCACUGAUGCUUGCAGUAGCGUAUGGCCACAUUGAUGCUGUUUCGUUGUUACUUGAAAAGGAAGCAAAAGUAGAUGCUGUUGAUAUCAUGGGAUGCACAGCUUUACACAGAGGGAUUAUGACGGGACAUGAGGAAUGUGUGCAAAUGCUGCUGGAACAAGAAGUGUCAAUUCUCUGUAAAGAUUGCAGAGGGAGGACGCCCCUGCACUACGCAGCCGCUCGUGGCCACGCCACGUGGCUCAGUGAGCUGCUCCAGAUGGCGCUUUCCGAAGAGGACUGUUCCUUCCAAGAUAAUCAAGGCUACACCCCACUGCACUGGGCUUGUUACAAUGGUAAUGAAAACUGUCUAGAGGUACUUUUGGAGCAAAAAUGUUUUCGCAAGUUUAUCGGUAAUCCCUUUACUCCGUUGCACUGUGCGGUAAUAAAUGAUCAUGAGAGCUGUGCCUCACUGCUGCUUGGGGCCAUAGAUUCCAGUAUUGUCAGUUGUAGAGAUGAUAAAGGAAGAACGCCCCUUCAUGCGGCAGCCUUUGGUGAUCACGUGGAAUGCGUGCAGCUUCUUCUGAGACACAGUGCUGAAGUGAACGCAGCAGAUAAUUCAGGGAAAACGGCACUGAUGAUGGCUGCUGAGAAUGGGCAGGCAGGCGCUGUGGAUAUUUUGGUGAACAGUGGCCAGGCUGACCUGACUAUAAAGGAUAAGGACUUGAAUACACCGUUACAUUUGGCUAGUAGUAAAGGUCAUGAAAAAUGUGCCUUGUUAAUACUUGACAAGAUACAAGACGAGAGCCUUAUUAAUGCAAAAAAUAAUGCACUGCAGACACCUCUCCACGUUGCUGCGCGCAAUGGCUUGAAGAUGGUAGUUGAGGAAUUGCUAGCCAAAGGGGCCUGUGUACUUGCUGUAGAUGAAAAUGGUCAUACCCCGGCCCUGGCUUGUGCUCCUAACAAAGACGUGGCUGACUGCCUGGCCCUCAUUUUGGCUACCAUGAUGCCCUUUUCUCCUUCCAAUACAAUGACGGCUGUCAACUUCGUUUGUUUUAAAAAAGACAAUUUGAGCAGAACGACCCUCUCCAAUCUGGGUAGCAUGGGUAGCCUGUGCAGUAACAACGUAGGUUCGGAGGAUGGGUACAAUGAAAAUGAUUCAGAUUCGGAAACAUUUUGACUUGGGACUGUAGACGUUUUCCUUGAUCACCCAUGUGGGAGGAAGGGAAAGAAGCUUGAAUUCCAAGAUUUUGUUGUUCGAGUAUUAUUGUGGGUCUAAACUCCCAGAAGCCAGUAAAGAAGGAAUUAAUCAAACCAAGGGAGGGCAGCUAUGCUGUAGGGGGAAGCAUUCACACAGAUGGACCCUGAUCUUGCUUUGUUCCAUGUUUUCCUUAGAUCUAAGGUAUUUCUAUGAAAGUCUACCUCUCAUUUUAAGUAAGGAAUAAAAAAUGUAUUUCUUUUUCCUUUGUGGGUAAUGAAACAGAGAGGAAGCUAUUCUCUAUAAGAGUUUUUUUUUUUUUUCAUGUACUCACCAGUGAGUUCUCAGAAGUCUAUCAAUGUGACAUUCAUGUCCCCUGGGAGGGGAAGGAAGGGGUGGAUAGGAAAUGCCUCAAAUCUCUCCUUACUUUGAUGUUUACUUCCUCACUAGAAGCCAAAGGUAAAGGGGUUCAUCUUCAGAAAUAAUGCCUGUAAUAAUCUUUUUAAGGGAGCCCAACUAUUCAUCUCCUCUCUAUAGUAAGCACUUAAAUAUCCAGAACUUCUUUCUGAGGAUGAAUUUAAAAAUCGAACUUGCUUUUAUUUUUUUUAACACAAGUAUGGCACCUAGUGCUCCCCAUAACAAGCUUGUGACUAAUUUUACCCAAGUGAUUGAAUCCAAAUCUAUCUACUAACAUUUUAGGUAAAAAUUAUAUUGUACCAAAAUUUUGAGACAGUAUGCAAAUUUAAAAUGAAACUACCUUUAUAAAUUCAUCCUUAAAUAAAAAUACUAACUUUUUGAAAACAUCAGAACUGUCAGCAUUUUUCAUCAAAUGUAGGAUGAAACAUCUCAUGUAGGAUGAAACAUAGUAAUAUGUUGCGUGAGCUUCUCAGUCAAGGUCAUGCCAAGUGAGUGAAAGUGUGACUGCAAAAGGGAACAAAGGAAGCACAAGCAAGAAAUAGAAAUGGGUGAUAUGGAAAUUAAAGCCAAUUGCCAGUUGUUUGAUGAUGAAAUCCGCAUAGUGAAUACUGUGUCUGCUCCCUCUGCCAAAGCUUCUAGGUCAAAUGGACCCCGUUCCGCACUUGGAACAGCUGUACAAAAAGAAGAAUAAGACUCUUUAAAAAAUAUGCACAUACAUAUGCACAUAUAUGUGUAUAUGUAUACAUACGUAUUUCAUCAACCAGCUAUACGUAAGGACCAAAAUGCGUCAGUUGAAAAUGGAAUAUUUAAAUUUUUUUCCUUCAAAAUGGAAGUGAGAAAUGUAUUAGCUUUUCUAUGGAGUGCAAAUGUAAUCUUUUUGUGUAACGGUCUUUGUUGUAUUUUAUAUUUCUUAUGACACAGAUUUCUAGUUGAUGGUUGAACAUUUGUAACUGAUGAUGUGUUUACCAUGGUUUAUUUUUUUGCCAAACUAAAGAAAUGUUCAUAUACUUUUAAUGUAAAUGUGUUUAUAUUUAUUUGAAAUGAAACAAAUGCCGAGGAAACAUGUCCAUUGUUUGUUGAUGUUUUAAUUGCUACGUGUCUUAUUUGGGAUAACAAAAAAGCAGACAAACACAUGCAACUCCAGGCUAGCCAGAAGCCCUGGGGCCAAGUCCAGCAUGUCCACUGCUAAGGUUUCCAGCUGACCUCUCAGGUUCUUCCACGUCGGUUGGGAAGAGGUACAAGAUCAAGAUCUGCGUCCCACCGCUCACCCCCAGUCUGCAACCAGCUUAGAAUUUAGAAGACUCUGCAGUCUUCAUACUCUUCUCCAGGGUGAAAGCUCAAGUGCGUAGAGGAACUUAUGUACAAAGGUGGCCCAAAGAAGGAUACAGAAAUUAUCCUAAAUACAUGGAAAACAUCUCACAUGGCCCCAAUAUCCUAAUGGGAAACAAUGUCAGUGUGCUGGCACAUGUGCUGAGAGGAGAAAUGGAAAUCACCAGCUCAAGCGCUACUUUCCACUUGAGGAAGAGACAGGAAAGAAACAUGCUGCGUUAGGGCAGUACUCGUCAGUGUUUUAUAACCAGUUCCAUUUUAGCCCUGGAAAUUUCUAUUUUAUAGUGUAUGUGAGAUAUUUUCUAAAACAGUGUUCCUAGCAUACCUAGAUAAAAUUCAGAUACUGUAUUAUAUUUUUCAUCUAACUGUAAAAAACCUUAAUCUUGCUCUUUUAAUAUCCUGAUUUAAUUAAAACUCAUGUUGGGCCCUUCACAAAUAAGAGUUUGUUCAAAAGACAUAGAAUUGGUAUGAAUUUCAUUGAAAAUUUUCAAAAUGACCAACAUUGUUUUUUUGAAUUCUUGGUGUUGUGUUCUCUUCCUUCCUCUGUUCUUUUUGUUUGUUCUAGAGAUUUUUUUUUUAAUAGAUAAAUUGCUUAUAAGCAAUAAUGACUUUAUAUUUACCAACACACUGAAAAUAAGGACGAUCCAGUGUUGAAGAAGUAUGAUAUACUGCGGUGUCUUUUUCUAGAAAUGAAUGGAAAUCUUGCUCGGUUGGCAUUUGAGGCAGGAAAUGCCUGCUUUCAUGGUGAAGCAGCGUUAACAUUUUUCUGUAGAGUAGCAGAGAGAACAAGGAAUGCUGCAGCAGCACGCAGUGACUGAUCACAUGCCAUUAUCACCACAGAGCUGCAUCUUGACUUUUCCCCCACUCUCUUAUUGGUAGAAGGAGGACAAAGGAACAAAGUGAAAACAUACACCCGAUGAACUGUUCAUUGAAUCUGUCUCUUUCUUUCUUUCCCCAAAGACCAAGUUGUUUUUUUCCUUGGAAAAAAAUGGAUAAAAAAACUAUAAUUUCUGUAUUUUUUAAGUAAUGUCUCCUAGAAAGAAAAUUACAUUUGCAACAUAGCUUUCUAAGAAAAAAAAAAGAAAACAUUGUGUUUUUAAUUGAGGCUUCGUUGUUUAAUGCUUUCACCUUAAGCAUUGUUUUUAGCCUGUAUUUUAACCACAGCCACGGGGCUCAUGUUCCGUCGCAUUUACCUGUUCGCCAGCGUCUGCCUAUCUUUGGUAAAUCGUUACUAUCUCCAAAUUGCCUAAAAUCUGCUCUGAUUCUACAGUAAAUAGCUCAGGGGAUUUCUAUUUGUCACUACUAAAAGGGCACCAUAGUAUGUUUUGGUACUUGAGGCAGUAAACAGCUACUUGAUUUAUUAUUUUAUUAUGAAAUUAGAACAUCAGAUGGACUUGCUGCACUAGUUACUCUUUGUACUGUUGAGCAACUUGGUUUGCUUAUCUGUUGCAUUGGUUGAAGAACUCAUCCCAUUUUUGUCUUGUAAUAUGAAGUUAGAGUGCCUUUUUAUAUUUGUAUAUUUUGAAAAUGUUCUGUGAAAUGUUUUGUAAUUUUUUCAUUUGAGUGUUAUAAGAGCAAUAUAAGACCUGUGAGUUUUCAUUUCAAACCUCCUUUGAUUGUGUAAAGUGUCUUUUUUCCUCUUUCACCUGCUUUGAAAUGAAAAUGAAUAUGCUAAAAUGUUCUAUAGGAAGUAUGUUUGAUUUUGCAGUUGCUAAAACGCUUUCUUCUUACGAAACUGUAAACCAUAGGCCAGUGUUAUAGGGGAAAAGCAUUUUAAAAAACACGUUUGUGACAAUCUGAGUGUGUGUAUAAAAUGUAAUUCUGUGUGUUCCUUAUGGAGUGGUCUAAAAUUUCAAUGCAAAUAUCUUUUGUUUGGUAGUUUUGUCUACGUAUGUUAUGCUUCAGCAUGUGCAAUAUAUCUUUGCAAAGCACGAUGAUGCAAAUCUGGUGCCAGUGUUAUAUUUUGCAUAACAUAUUUGUAAUAGCAGAAAAUAUUGUUUGAUGAUUUCAGUGAGAUUUUGUCUGUAAUGUUUUCUUGUGUAAAUUGAAGUUGAAUGAUACUGGUAAAUGUCAUGACUGUAAACAUGAGGAAAAUGACUUCUAGUUCAGUGAAUGACUUUGAACCAAACUGAACCUUCUCAAGCACAGUUUAAUACUUUGGCAACUACUGAAUGCUCAAGUAACAUAAUGAAGUACUUAAUUGUAAUAUACUAUGGAAAUGCAUUCAGAUGGUUAUUUU